Molecule: messenger RNA, 3950 nt
Organism: Ceratina calcarata
Lineage: Eukaryota; Metazoa; Arthropoda; Insecta; Hymenoptera; Apidae
Gene: Herc4
Product: HECT and RLD domain containing E3 ubiquitin ligase 4
Exons: 18
Coding region: 184-3321 (1045 amino acids)
Biological process (GO): protein ubiquitination; ubiquitin-dependent protein catabolic process
Cellular component (GO): cytoplasm
Molecular function (GO): ubiquitin protein ligase activity
Source: RefSeq, a predicted model, not a curated record
CGGGCGAAAAAGAGGGGAAGCGAGCCGCCUGUGAAAAAUUACGAGCACACGGAGCACCUUGCAUCCCUUGCAUUGAACGUGUAUCGUGUAUUCAUCAUAAGAAAUGCAAACCAUAAUAAGAAACGCCGUCUGGGCUGUGAGUCUGUUAAAUUACUGAAAUAUUGUUCGCAUAAAAAAAGAGAUAUGUUCGGUUGGGGUUGCACUAUACAUGGGGAACUAGGUUUGGGUGGCAUAGAAGAUGACAAAAUUUUAAUUCCACGUGAGCUUGAUUUUAAAAACGCUUCAGAAAUUCAGCACAUUGCAUGUGGUGAUAAUUAUACAGUAAUUAUUACACAAGAUGGUAAAGUAUAUUCGUGUGGAAACAAUGACUAUGGGCAACUUGGCCAUAAAGAAGGAAGAAAAAAAUUGGAGUUGAUACCUGGAUUAGAUGCGUUUGUAUUUAAAAAAGCAGCAUGUGGAGCUUAUCACACUUUAGCAAUAAAUGAAUGGGGUCAGUUGUUCAGUUGGGGAUUUAAUGCAGAGGGUCAACUAGGUCUAAAUUCUACAAGUUUUAUGGAAUGUUCACCACAUAUGGUAAAAACAUUAGGUACAAAUGUAGUAAUUCAAAUAGCCUGUGGUAUGAAACAUGCACUUGCUUUGACAAAUAAUGGAGAAUUAUUUAGCUGGGGCUGUAAUAGUGAAGGGCAGCUUGGUUUAGGUGAUGAAAGCCAUCAAUAUGAAAGAAAGCCUACAUUUAUUAAGGCUUUAGCUGGUAUUCCUAUUGCCUUUAUUGCCUGUGGAGGAUACCAUAGCAUAGCAAUAUCAAAAUCAGGAGCCGUGUUUGGGUGGGGAAAAAAUGCAUUUGGUCAAUUAGGCUUAAAUGACACUCAAGAUAGAAACUUACCAUGUCAGUUACAAACUCUACAAAAUGCAAAAGUGUGUUAUGCAGCAUGUGGUGAAGAGUUUUCUGUGUUCUUAACAUUAGAUGGUGGAGUAUUCACUUGUGGUGGAGGAAUGUAUGGCCAAUUAGGACAUGGUAGUAAUACAAACGAAAUUUUGCCCCGGCAAGUAAUGGAACUUAUGGGUAGUACAGUUACGCAGAUUUCGUGUGGUAGAAAGCAUACCUUGGCACUAGUUCCCUCAGGAGGUAAAGUUUAUGCAUGGGGUUUGGGUGGUGCUGGACAAUUAGGUAAUCAUUCCACUAGGAGCAUAGCCACUCCACAAGUUGUACUUGGGCCAUGGGUUGCGCCUAACAGUGCUUCAAUGAUGGAUCUUGAUAAGGAUAAUGAUUCGUCUACAGUCUCCUACGUUGUUAAACAUAUUUUUUCUGGUGGAAAUCACUGUUUUGCCACAGUUGUCAAACAAAGUGAUAAUAUACGGCCAGACGACUGUAGAAUAUUAGAAAGUUCUUCCGAAAUAUGUACGGUAACUGAAGAAAAAUUAAUGGCUUGCCAAGAAAUUCCACCAAAUUCUCCCGUCGAUCAUGAACUUAUGACAUAUUUGGAGACAGUAUUUAGAAGUGCGGCUUGUAUGACUGGAUCAUUUUUACUUAACAAUGAUGGUCGCUACAGGUGUACAAAUAAGCAUCAUGGAAUAGAUCUUGAUCAAGCGAGUAGAUUGUUCGGAAUUAUUAGAGAAAUGGAUAACAUUACAAUUCAAGAACUGAUAUUUACUGGCAUAUCAGACUAUCUGAUUCCUUCUUUUUCAUAUUUACCAUCUACGAUUUGUGCGGAACCUUUAAGACUCUAUAUAAUAUUACCAUUGUAUCAUGGGUUUGCAAAUCCUCUUAAUUGCCAUGUAUUGCAUAAACCAUUCUGCAAAGCUGUUUUACAAUUAAAAUCAGAGGUUUUCGAAGUUCUGAAAAGCUGGUGGCUUAUAGCACCGGCCCAUUACUUCGAAAGAUUAGUUAGAAUUCAUAAAUCAGUUGUUCUACAUUACGUAAAAACUAAGAAGGAUAUACCGUGGGAUGUGACGUUGGAACUUGUUUUAGAUUUCUUACAUUUACUUAAUAAAUUGAAUAAUGAAGCUGAUGAAGGCAAUAAAGUGCCUUAUUCCACGUUUAAUUUGCCAGAACUAGUGGAACUAACAGACAUAAGAGUUGAUUACAUGAUAUGGAUUACAACAGGAGAAUCCUCAAAGGUAUUCUGUAAGUAUCCUUUCCUCUUUGAUGCUCAGGCUAAAAUUAUAUUGCUUGAAAUCGACCAAGCGAUGCAGAUGCAGUUAGCAGUAGACCAGGCGGUAAAUCAAGCAACAAUGUUCUUUGAUCCGUUCCCAGGAUUCAUUUCGCAAGAAUUUGUGAUGUUAGUUGUUUCACGAGAAAACAUAGUUGCAGAUACGUUGCGGGAAUUAUCACAAUAUAAUUCUAGCGACUUGAAAAAGCCUCUUCGAGUGAAAUUUUAUGGCGAAGAAGCGGAAGACGUGGGUGGAGUUAAAAAAGAAUUUUUUAUGCUUCUAUUAAGAGAAAUUCUUGAUCCGAAGUAUGGCAUGUUCAAACAAUACGAUGAAACUAGAGUUAUUUGGUUUAGCGAAGAUUCACUUGAGGAUAAAAACAUGUAUUUUCUGAUUGGAAUACUUUGUGGACUUGUGAUUUAUAAUUUUAUUAUUAUUGACUUACCAUUCCCAUUAGCCCUAUAUAAGAAAUUAUUACAUGAACGAGUUGCAUUAACUGAUAUCAAGGACUUGUCACCAGUACUUGCGAAGAGUAUACAAAAUGUACUUGACUAUGAGGAUUCAGAUUUCGAAGAAGUUUUUGGUUUAAAUUUCGAGGUGGUCAGAGACGUAUUCGGUGAAAAAAGAAUAUAUGAACUUAUACCAGGUGGUAGUAAAGUUCCUGUUACUUUGAAAAACAAAAAGCAGUUCGUUGAUUUAUAUGUAGAUUACAUAUUAAAUAAAUCUGUAGAGCCUCACUUUCAAGAAUUUUAUAAAGGCUUUCAUAAAGUUUGCGGUGGCCGCGUGUUAGAAUUAUUCCACAGUUGUGAACUUAUGGCCGUAAUUGUGGGAAAUGAAGACUACGAUUGGGAGGAGUUAGAAAAAAAUACAGCGUACAAAGAAGGAUACACGAAAAACGAUCCGACCAUAGUUCUAUUUUGGCAAGUCUUUCGUGAACUGACAUUAGAAGAAAAGAAAAAGUUUCUGCUAUUUUUGACAGGAAGCGAUAGAAUACCUAUAAAAGGCAUGAAAGCGAUUAAGAUUACGAUACAGCCGGUGAAUGAUGAACGCAUGUUGCCCGUCGCUCAUACGUGCUUUAAUUUGCUUGAUCUCCCCAAAUAUCAAACCCAAGAACGAUUGCGGUACAAGUUACUACAGGCUAUUCAACAGACACAAGGCUUUUCAUUAGUAUAAUUUUGUUGUUUUAAAUAUACUCUUUAUUAUUUGAUCUUCAAUACGUGCAUAAUACAUUAUGGACCCUGAGAAUCAAAAUUUUCCAAUUGCAUUUAAAAAAAAGUGGUGUUUUCAGAUUCAGGGUGUUUAUACAUAUUUAAUUACAGAGUACGAUCCGGAGGAUCUAUUAUUAUUCUUACUCUGUUCUUCUAUGCUUUAUUUGAUGUACAUUAUCAAGUUCAAUAUAAGAUCUGUAUAUAUGAAAUUGUUGAACCACUAAUACACAUCGUGCAGUGGAAUAGAACUCGGUUAUACACAACGAGUGGACAAAACCUGUACACUGCAAACACUGUACAAUACACGUCUUGUUCUGGUCCAAUAUUAUUUAAACAGAAUCUUUCUAAAUUUAAGUUUCAUUAACAAUUUAUUUUAAAUAGAAUAGUAUGUAAAGUUAUUAUUGUACAUCAAAAUUCCAAACAUAAUUGAGGGAAAAUUGUUGACAACUAGAUCAUACAGUAGGCCAAUUAGCAGACCGCUCUUUUAAAAACUCCAUAUGCAUAUGUUCGAUAAAUUAUUUUGGUAUGUUAAUUUUUUUAACGUAUUAUAGACGCUUAUGAAAUACGCUCGUAUGAAAGUUUAUUUAAAUAAAA